AUCUUCAUUAUCAGCAUCUUAAGGCCAAGAAUUCUCUAACAGAUAAUGGCUAUGGAAGUGAAGAUGAUGAGGAAAGAGACCAAAAUUGUGGUUGCUGUGGAUGAGAGUGAAGAGAGCAUGUAUGCACUAUCAUGGUGUCUCAGCAAUUUCUCUUCUAAAAGUGACCAUAACACCAACACCACUCUCAUCCUUCUCUACGUCAAACCUCCUCCUCCAGCCUACUCCUCUUUGGAUGCUGCAGGGUACCUGUUUUCGACUGAUGCCAUUGGAGCAAUGGAGAAGUACGCCAACGAACUGGUGCAUUCAGUAAUGGAAAGAGCUGAAGCUGUCUACAGACACUCUGAGGUCAAAAUGAAUGUUGAGAAGAAAGUUGGGAGCGGAGACGCCAAAGAUGUGAUUUGCCAUAGUGUUGAGAAACUUGGAGCUGACACCUUAGUCAUGGGAAGCCAUGGUUAUGGUUUCUUCAAAAGGACUCUUCUUGGAAGUGUGAGUGAUCACUGUGCCAAGAAUGUCAAGUGUCCGGUGGUGAUUGUCAAGCAUCCCAAGCAAAACAGAAUUUAGGAGGGUUCUAAAGGAGAGGAGUAGGUUAUCAUGGGUGGGUGGUUCUAUUGAUUAAAAGUUGAUGAAAUGCUAAAGAGAGAAGAAACUUAGAGAGUAGACGAUCUGAAAUGUAAUUCUGAAUUUCAUGUAAAUAUGCAGCAUUUUGAACAUCUUGGAAAAAGUACAAAUUCCUAUCCAGAGUUACUACA
Humulus lupulus (European hop) is the source of this 749-nucleotide messenger RNA. Its product is annotated as universal stress protein PHOS34. The record is from RefSeq and is a predicted model, not a curated record. The transcript has 4 exons. Lineage: Eukaryota; Viridiplantae; Streptophyta; Magnoliopsida; Rosales; Cannabaceae. Bases 46 to 561 code for a protein of 171 amino acids.